AAUCAACUAUUCUUUAAAUUAUUAUCUAUAAGAUUUCCUAAAAAUGAAGAAUAAUCUUAGAUUAUUCUUGGUUCAGGCUUUCUUAGUUUAUGGUAUUCAAUGUAUUGGAUGGGAUGAAAAAAAUGCUUUGGAUGAAUAUGUUUGGAAAGAUGACGGCUAUUAUAAAUAUGAAAUUUUAGACUCAUUCAGAUCUGUAACUAAUGAAUCUACUAUUUAUGUUUUAAAUAUGACUUCUCAAAAAUGGCUUGACGAUAGUGUUAGUGAUAGCUCAGUUUGGUGGCAUUAUAUGGGAAUAGCUAUUCCUGAUGUUGUAGAUCUUACAGACGCUGCUCUCGUGUACAAUGAUGCUGGAAGAAACGAUCCCAAUUCUAGCCCACCGGAUAGAGAUGAUCUCGUUAACUUGGCUAUAUCUGUUAUUGCAGAAGAAAUUGGAAUUGUUGUUUCCUACGUCAAACAAAUUCCAAAUCAACCAAUAGUGUUUAAAAGUGAUCCAGAACAAAAGAGAAAAACUGAAGAUAGACUUAUUGGCUAUACUUGGAGAAUGUUUAUCGACAAUCCAGAAUCACCAGGUCCAGAGGUUUUGGCUAGAUUCCCAAUGACUAAGGCGGUUAUCAAGGCUUUUGAAACAACUAGGACUGUUGCUGCUGAAAUGAGACCAGAGUUAAAUAUUCAAAGAUACGCUAUUACUGGAGCAUCUAAGAGAGGAUGGACUGCAUGGAUGGUUGCAUGCGUUGAUAAGAGAGCUAUUUUUACUAUUCCUAUGGUUAUGGAUCUACUCAACUUGUUACCCAAUAUGAAGCAUCAUUAUAGAGCGCUCGGUGGAUGGACGUUUGCUUUUAAACCAUAUUAUGAACACAAUUUAACAGUUGAAUUAGACAAUCCAAAUACAAAGAAGCUAGCUAGUUUUGUCGAUCCAUACGAAUAUAAAGAGCGCUUGAACGAAACUGUAAAAUUUAUUAUCUCUGGAGCCAGUGAUGAAUUCUUUUUGACUGAUGACUCUCAUUAUUUCUUCCACGAUCUACCUGGUCCAAAAUAUAUGAUGCUUUUAGAGAAUGCUGGACACGCAAUGUUCCCUCAUUAUCUCGAUAUUUUAGAAGCGGUCGGAGCUAUUAUCAAACCCGUUUUCACGGGUCAAAAGUUGCCUCAACUAGACUUUGAAUAUAAAGAAACUGAAAUGAAUGGUACAAUCAUCAUGAGGAGCGAUACUCCAUUGGAUGCUGCCUAUGUUUUGAUCUCAAAAACUGUUGACAACGUUCGUCGUGAUUGGCGUCUUCACAAAGGAGAACCACCAAGUGCAAGUGACAUUGAGUGGGAUGAUUACGAGAUUCAAGCAAACCCUGAUGGAAGUUAUUCGUAUACCGUUGAAAAAGACCCAGAAGGAAAAUGGACAGCCUUUUUCCUAAGAGCUGAAUUUACCGGAGAAAACGAUUGGGAUUAUAUAAUUACAUCCGAAGCUCAUAUUGUUCCCGACGUUUUUCCAUUUCCAGAAUGUUUCGGUCAAGGUUGUCGGGGUGAAUUGCUAUAAAUAAUUGAAAAACAUUGAAUAUUUUUAUAUUUUAAUAAAUGAAUAAAUGAAUAAAUAGAUAAAAUAGUCAAUGAAAAGAAUAGGUAUGAAAUAAAAGUAGAGGAAGAAAUAAACGUUAUCAAUGUUUUCACUAAAUUAUAAAUAAGUAUACAAGUAAAAGCAUAAAGCCA
Molecule: messenger RNA, 1695 nt
Organism: Dimorphilus gyrociliatus
Lineage: Eukaryota; Metazoa; Annelida; Polychaeta; Dinophilidae
Source: the annotation of a GenBank genome assembly